This is a messenger RNA of Paramecium pentaurelia, 1265 nucleotides long. The record is from the annotation of a GenBank genome assembly. Lineage: Eukaryota; Ciliophora; Oligohymenophorea; Peniculida; Parameciidae.
AUGUCUAAUUGUGAUAGUCCACUAUGCUUAACUCCAACAGAUAAAAGAAAAUUGAAUGUAAAAUUAAAAGUUCCAGAUGAAUUAUUAAAUUAUACUCCUUUGGAAUAACUUUCAAUUCCUAAAAAUCCAAAAAUUCGAUCUUCAUUCUUUAAUUUCCUUAGUGGAAAUAUAAAUGAAAAAGAAUUCGUUAAAUUUAAAUGUUUUCCCUCUCAUUAAGAGUAAGGGGUCUAAGUUGUGACUAAAAUAAGAAAUAGACAUCAAGAUCUUACUUUAUAAUUGAAAAAAUAAGCAGCAAUUGAUAAAGCUAGAUAAAGAUGGCAUAAAUUAGCAGAAGUAUUGUUAACUUAAUUAUAGAGGUGAUUCGUUAAAAUAUACAAUUACGAAAAUAGAUAGAUACAAAUUAUUAAUCUAAAAUUAUCAGUAGGAUUGAAUUAGGACUCAAAAUAUAGAAUUAAUAAGCUCAUUAAUCAAUUAUCAUUGAUGAUCUAAAAAAUCAUUAAUUAAGAACUAUGACAAUAAUCAAAGAAAAACAUUAAAAAUAAAAUUAAUCUUGUUUCAUUUCUCCUAAACAUUAUUAUUAUACUCUUUAAGGAUAUUUAUAAAAUUAAUCAGAUGAAUACUUAUAUAUUUACCAUCAAAAUCUUCCAAAUACUUCUAAAUUAACAGAUAAAUAAUAUAAUCAAUUAUUAUAAACUUACCUAAAUAAAAAAUAAUUAUUUGAAAAAUAUUAAGAAGAAAUAAAAUAAAGAAAAAUCAUAAAAUGGAAACCCUUAAAAAGUUAGAGUACCUUUUACAAUUCAAGUAUGAGUUCUAAAUCAUUUGGAUUGAAUAUUAAUAAACCUAUGCAAAGAAUGUCAAACCCCCUUUAAUCUUAAUAGUAAUAACGAUAAAAAGAAUACAAUUUGAUCAAUAGAAUUAAUGAAUUAGCUAAUCCAAAAGUAGCUAACAAUGUUAAAACAAAAAAGUUCUUUAGACAAUAACAAAUUAAUUCUAAACUUAAUGGAGUUGUUAAACAUAAUAGAAUAUUCUCAUUUAAUUAAAUAGAUAAGGAAGAAGAUGAUGUAUUAGAUUUAUCAAAUGCAUCCAUAACUGAAGCUUUACUUGAUUAAUUGUAUUUGGGUUCAUAAAAAUUAUAAACUAAAUUAAGGUAAUAACCUACUGUCCAAAAGAAAGUAAGAGAUAUCCUUAGAUUAUAAGAAAUGAAAGCCAAUACAAUUAAUGCAAAUUAUUAAAAAUUGAAUAAGUACUAAUAAUAGCAUUAAUGA